AUGACGGACGACAUUAACGCUCUAAAACGAAUGCGUGCGACUGUAAAAGCGUCAUGCACGCGAAUAAAAAACUAUGUUGAUACAAUUACCGAGGUAACGACGGCUGUAUCGGCCGCUUUGGAGGUUAGGCAAGUCAAACUCGAUCAGUAUUGGACAGAGUAUAACAAAAUUCAAACGCAAAUAGAGUCCCUCGUGGAAGAUCAAGAUCGUGAAUCAUUCGAGUGUGCAUUUUAUGAUUUAGCUGCAAAAAUAAAGGUAUUGGCGGGCGGCGCCGACAACGGUGGUCAUAGAAAUGUUGCGAAUGCAACCCCCACGGCUAAUGUAGCUAUGAAGAGUGGCAAUGCUGCAGAGGUUAUAAGUUCAAUAGAAUUGUCCAACCAAAACUACGACAUAGCGUGGGAUCUCCUCAAGGAACGCUACAAUAACGUUAAAGUCUUAGUUCAAGCGCACAUCCAGGCUAUUUUUGAAUUGCCCACAAUGGUGAAAGAGAACGCGAACGAUCUGCGUCAAAUAGCAGAUGGAACAGCGCGCCAAUGGCGAACGUCGCUCAAGGAAAGGGAAAUACCCACACUGAAACAAUUUAUGGCCUUCUUGCAUCACAGAUGUGAAGUGCUUGAAGCGCCUGUCAAGCCAGUUGGAGGCACGUCGACUCAGGGUCGCAUAAAUAUUAAAAGGCAGGGCACGCAUGCUGCCACAGUUAAGUCGCAGUGUAAUUAUUGCAAGGAAGAUCACUUAAUCUAUUACUGUGCGGAUUUUCUCAAAUUAACAAUUCCUGAGCGCAUAUCCAAGGCACAGCCGUCUCAGGUCGAGGCUAUCACUAAUUCUGUUACUACUUGCACGUCAACUUCGUGUAGCAGGAUCACGUUAUUAUCCACCGCAGUAGUGGACGUCUUGGAUCGAUACGGAUGCGGGCAGAGAUGCAGAACGUUACUAGAUAACGGAUCCCAAGCAAAUCUUAUAUCAAGCUCCUUUGUAAAAAGAUUACAACUUCCCACUCAGACAACAGACAUAGUCGUAUCGGGAAUUAAUGGUACAAUUAGCAAGUCGAGUCAUAUCGUACAAUUGACGUUUCAAUCGCGUGCCACCAAUUAUCGCACAAAUAUCAAAUGUAUUGUCACAGAUAAAAUAACAGAAAGGCUCCCAUCUCGAUCAAUAGACAAAUCCAAACUACAAGUACCCAGCCACAUAAGGUUAGCUGAUCCUAACUUUCAUGUUUCAGAUGAUGUUGAUUUGUUACUAGGAGUCGAAGUAUUCUGGGAAUUAGUCUGCCCGAAUCAAAUUAAGAUAUCACCCGGCCACCCAAUACUUCAACAAACUAAAUCGGGUGGAUCCUGGCAGGUGGAUUCACCACUAACAGUAAAAACUCCCAUCCAGUUCUGGCGCAUUGAGGAACCUCCGCAUCUAUCCGAUCCUUUUACCAUAGAGGAAAUGGAAUGCGAACAUCAUUUUACUCAGAACGUAACGCGCAAUCCUGAAGGACGAAUAGUCGUGAAGCUACCUAUCAAGGACAAUAAAGUAAAUUCGAUAAGCGAUACUAGAGCCAUUGCUUUACGUCGUUUCUACAAAAUAGAAAGGAAGCUUGAUUUUCGGCCAAUAUUGAAGCGUGAUUACGCCCCAUUUAUGCACGAGUACGUGCAAUUAGGUCACAUGACACCCAUCGAAACCGAGGAACCCGCGAACACUGAAUUGCCGGUUUUCUAUUUACCGCACCAUUGCGUGAUUAAGCCUGACAGCAGUAGUAGCACCAAAUUGAGGGUCGUGUUCGAUGGUUCAUGCAAAGGUCCCACAGGAAUCUCACUCAACAAUGCCCUGAGAGUCGGGCCUGUAAUCCAACAGGAUCUUAUCUCUAUUCUGUUGCGCUUCCGCACUCUUCCGUUUGUUAUCACAGCGGACAUAAUAAAAAUGUACCGCCAGGUGCUCAUCGCAUCUCAAACGCAAUUGCAGCGAAUAUUCUGGCGUGAUAACUCUUCUGAUCCACUUCAGAUUUUCGAAUUAAAAACCGUGACGUACGGAACCUCUUCCGCAUCGUAUCUGGCCACGAGGGCACUCAAAUAUCUAGCUGAUUUGUACAAAAAUGAUUAUCCGUUAGCUUCCCAAUGCAUGUUACGCGAUUUUUACGUCGAUGACGUGCUAACGGGUGGCACGUCAAUUGACGAAUGCAUAAGAUUAAGGGACGAGCUCAUUCAACUUCUUGGGAAAGGAGGGAUUCCACCUCGCAAAGUGGGCCUCCAAUAA
Monomorium pharaonis (pharaoh ant) is the source of this 2235-nucleotide messenger RNA. RefSeq lists its product as uncharacterized. The record is from RefSeq and is a predicted model, not a curated record. The transcript has 6 exons. Bases 1 to 2235 code for a protein of 744 amino acids. Lineage: Eukaryota; Metazoa; Arthropoda; Insecta; Hymenoptera; Formicidae.